AAUAUACAACAUGUGUCAAUUAUGAACGCUGAAGAUUGAGAAUAUGUUGUUUUUUUAUGACUUGUUUCACUAGGAUAGCUGUACACGUCACACAUAACACCAGUAACAACAAACCAGCAUGGUAGUUGGGCGUCUUUUAUUUUUAGAAUGAAGCGUUGAGUAAGGAGUUGUUUCUACACGGACAUAUUUGAAUGGUGCUACAGCAAACAUGGACGCGGACUCGCAAUUUGUCUUGCAGUAUAUGACAGAAAUUGAGGAAGCAGCGGAAGACGUCCUCACUACUAAACAACAGAUUUUGGACUUGAACAUAAAGAGAAACACAAACAGAGAAGCUCUUAAUGCACUGAAAACAGCAGUGUGUGAUUCAGAAAAAGUUCAGGUUUGUUUUGGAAACAUGUUCAUCAAACUUCCUACAUCAAAGACAAAAGAGAUACUAAAGAGAGACCAGGAGCAGCUGGACAUGCAGAUAAAUGACCUCCGCAAAGGACUAAAAGCCAAAGUAAAUCAUGUCUAUGAGAUGCAAGGGAAACCUGAGCUUAGAGGUUACAACCUGUGUCCUCUGACAAGUGAUGAAGUUAUGGCCAUAAAUAGUAUUUUAAAGGGAUGACGUUAGAACUAGCAGCUAUGUCACAGUGCUGGAAAAUACCACUUCCAUGCAUGUUACUGUUGUACUAAUGAGUGUGACCUGUGCAAUCCUGUUCUUAUCAAAAUGGUGAAUCUGAAUUGUCUAAGCACUGUCGGAGUCAGCUGAAGUGAAACCUCAGAUAAAACCCCAAGAGGUUCAAGGUUUGGGUCAAUUGAUGUCACAUUUGGAAACUUUCUAAAGAGCUCAUAAGCUGUUUGGUCAUCCAGAGAGACUAUAUUCUCCUACAAGGCAGCAUAAGAAAAAUACCUACUUAUAAUACUACUUUUUGGUCAAAAUGCCACUUUGUACAACUGACAGUGUGACGUAUACAAUGUUUUGAAAACAUCACCAAUAUCACAUGUUUGUUUGUUUUUUAAGUUAAUUAUUUUCACUUAAACUUUUGAGCUUCAUG
Molecule: messenger RNA, 1037 nt
Organism: Cynoglossus semilaevis (tongue sole)
Lineage: Eukaryota; Metazoa; Chordata; Actinopteri; Pleuronectiformes; Cynoglossidae
Gene: pdrg1
Product: p53 and DNA-damage regulated 1
Exons: 5
Coding region: 209-607 (132 amino acids)
Source: RefSeq, a predicted model, not a curated record